Messenger RNA from Acipenser ruthenus (sterlet), 5989 nucleotides. It is a transcript of the gene usp21, whose product is annotated as ubiquitin specific peptidase 21. Gene Ontology annotation, cellular component: cytoplasm. The transcript has 12 exons. The record is from RefSeq and is a predicted model, not a curated record. Gene Ontology annotation, biological process: protein deubiquitination. NCBI's taxonomy places the organism in Eukaryota, Metazoa, Chordata, Actinopteri, Acipenseriformes, Acipenseridae. Gene Ontology annotation, molecular function: cysteine-type deubiquitinase activity. Bases 1952 to 2917 code for a protein of 321 amino acids.
AGCCUCUGUUUAUGUGGAGGCAAUCUCCCCUGUGUGUCCAUGUUUUAUGUGCAGGGGAUCCGCCCUAUAUGUUAAUGUUUUACUUGCAGGGGAUCUCCCCUGUGUGUCCAUGUUUUAUGUGAAGGGGGUCUCCCCUGUGUGUCCAUGUUUUAUGUGCAGGGGGUCUCCCCUGUGUGUCCAUGUUUUAUGUGAAGGGGAUCUCCCCUGUGUGUCCAUGUUUUAUGUGAAGGGGGUCUCCCCUGUGUGUCCAUGUUUUAUGUGAAGGGGGUCUCCCCUGUGUGUCCAUGUUUUAUGUGAAGGGGGUCUCCCCUGUGUGUCCAUGUUUUAUGUGAAGGGGAUCUCCCCUGUGUGUCCAUGUUUUAUGUGAAGGGGAUCUCCCCUGUGUGUUAAUGUUUUACUUGCGGGGGAUCUCCCCUGUGUGUUAAUGUUUUACUUGCGGGGGAUCUCCCCUGUGUGUCCAUGUUUUAUGUGAAGGGGAUCUCCCCUGUGUGUUAAUGUUUUACUUGCGGGGGAUCUCCCCUGUGUGUCCAUGUUUUAUGUGAAGGGGAUCUCCCCUGUGUGUUAAUGUUUUACUUGCGGGGGAUCUCCCCUGUGUGUCCAUGUUUUAUGUGAAGGGGAUCUCCCCUGUGUGUUAAUGUUUUACUUGCGGGGGAUCUCCCCUGUGUGUCCAUGUUUUAUGUGAAGGGGAUCUCCCCUGUGUGUCCAUGUUUUAUGUGCAGGCGAUCUCCCCUGUGUGUUCAUGUUUUAUGUGAAGGGGAUCUCCACUGUAUGUUCAUGUUUUAUGUGAAGGGGAUCUCCACUGUGUGUUCAUGUUUUAUGUGAAGGGGAUCUCCCCUGUGUGUUCAUGUUUUAUGUGAAGGGGAUCUCCACUGUGUGUUCAUGUUUUAUGUGAAGGGGAUCUCCCCUGUGUGUUCAUGUUUUAUGUGAAGGGGAUCUCCACUGUGUGUUCAUGUUUUAUGUGAAGGGGAUCUCCACUGUGUGUUCAUGUUUUAUGUGAAGGGCAUCUCCCCUGUGUGUUCAUGUUUUAUGUGAAGGGGAUCUCCACUGUGUGUUCAUGUUUUAUGUGAAGGGGAUCUCCACUGUGUGUUCAUGUUUUAUGUGAAGGGCAUCUCCCCUGUGUGUUCAUGUUUUAUGUGAAGGGGAUCUCCCCUGUGUGUUCAUGUUUUAUGUGAAGGGGAUCUCCACUGUGUGUUCAUGUUUUAUGUGAAGGGGAUCUCCACUGUGUGUUCAUGUUUUAUGUGAAGGGCAUCUCCCCUGUGUGUUCAUGUUUUAUGUGAAGGGGAUCUCCACUGUGUGUUCAUGUUUUAUGUGAAGGGGAUCUCCACUGUGUGUUCAUGUUUUAUGUGAAGGGCAUCUCCCCUGUGUGUUCAUGUUUUAUGUGAAGGGGAUCUCCCCUGUGUGUUCAUGUUUUAUGUGAAGGGGAUCUCCCCUGUGUGUUCAUGUUUUAUGUGAAGGGGAUCUCCACUGUGUGUUCAUGUUUUAUGUGAAGGGGAUCUCCACUGUGUGUUCAUGUUUUAUGUGAAGGGCAUCUCCCCUGUGUGUUCAUGUUUUAUGUGAAGGGGAUCUCCACUGUGUGUUCAUGUUUUAUGUGAAGGGGAUCUCCACUGUGUGUUCAUGUUUUAUGUGAAGGGGAUCUCCCCUGUGUGUUCAUGUUUUAUGUGAAGGGGAUCUCCCCUGUGUGUUCAUGUUUUAUGUGAAGGGGAUCUCCACUGUGUGUUCAUGUUUUAUGUGCAAGGGACGUCCUCUGUGUGUCUAGUCCCGCAAAUGUCAGGAACACCCUUCUAUAUGUUCAGCCUUAGCAAACGACGGCCCUCUCUUAUGUUUCAAUCUUUGCUAACUCUAGGAGGUAGCCUGGCUCCCACCCGUCAACUGAACGAAGGAAGUUAAUUUAACUCUUGGAAGUGGACGAAUCGGACUUUGCAAUGUGGGAAACACGUGUUUCCUCAAUUCCAUGGUCCAAUGUCUCUCUCACACUCGAACCCUCAGAGAUUACUGUUUACAAAAGAAGUACCGUCAGGAAGUGAGCUCUCGGAGGAAGACUGAGCUGAUGAAUGCUUUCUCGGAAGUGCUGUCUGAUCUUUGGACAACUGACAUGUCAACUGCUGUGCAUCCUGGGAAUUUCAAUACAAUAUUCAAGGAAUCUGUACCUCAUUUCAUUGGCUACAGUCAACAAGAUGCCCAGGAAUUCCUACAUUUCCUCCUGGAUCGGCUUCACUCUGAAAUUAAUCGCACAUCACCCCAGAACCAGCCAAUCAGCGAUCUUCCAGAAAGCAAGUAUAACAAGCUGAGAGAAGAUAAGAAGGCAAUGCUGAUGUGGAAGCACUAUCUAGAGAGAGAGGACAGCAAGAUAGUGGACCUGUUUGCAGGGCAGUUAAAGAGCUCCCUUCGAUGUUCCAGCUGUGGUCAUGAGUCUACAACCUUUGAUGUCUUCUAUGAUCUCUCACUUCCCAUCCCCAAGGGAAGUGUUUCCGGAGGACGUGUUUCUCUGAAGGACUGUCUCGCACUUUUCUCUCAAGUGGAGGAGCUGAAGUCAGAUAAUGCACCGAUGUGUGACAGAUGUGGCAAGCAUACCGACAGCACCAAGAAAUUAACCAUCCAAAGGUUCCCAAAGAUUCUUGUUUUGCAUCUGAAUCGUUUCUGUGCAUCACGAUUCUCUAUUUCCAAAAGCACAGCAACUGUCUCCUUUCCUAUACAUCACCUCGACCUUGGGGAUUACGGGACUGAGUGUGCAGGAAAGGUCCUGUAUAACCUGUAUGCUAUCUGUAAUCACUGUGGCACUGUUCACAUUGGGCAUUACACAGCUUACUGUCAACAGGAAAGGGGCUGGUUCUGCUACAAUGACUCAAGAGUCUCCCCUGUUUCUGAAUCACAGCUCCAGUCCAACAAGGCCUACGUUCUCUUCUAUGAGAUGGAGUGAUUAUCAGAAUCGGGGACAUUUCUGAUACCAGCAAUCAAACCAGCUGUAGGACACUCAACAGUCAUUGUUAGAUGCUGAGCUUAUCGAUGCUGGCAAAGAAGAGACUUGGAAAUAACAUGUCUUAGUAGUCAUUGCUGGUUUUGUAUCAUGGAUAUCUGAAAUGCAUCAUUUUAAGUAAAAUCGGCGUGGUCUAUAUCACGCUGUAUAGAUUUGGAUUGGUUUAAUUCUUCUGAUACCUUGUGAUUCCUGCCAUUGUUCUUUACAUAUUCAUUACAUUUCCAUCUGCUGGGACCAAGAUCAAAGUGAUUUGAAAUCUGUCAGGUUCUUUCAAUCGGAAGCUUGACGAAAUCAAACCAGUGUGAGCUCCAGUUAGGAUUGCCACUCGCUGGCAGGAAUGUUUCUCUCUAUCUAACUCUUAUGAAUUAAGUUACCUACCAAGCAUCCAAUGUGAAGUACCUUUAACCUUGAACUGCAAAAAAAUGAACAGGGGGUUGUCAGUUUUAUUGUCAGAGAAAUAUUUGAGAUAGGUGCAGAAAUUUUAAAAUGGGAUUUAUACAAAAAUGGGAAGGCGUUCUUAUACCAUAAGGAUAGGUUAAAUUGUCCUUAUUAUAGCACAGGACAAAAAACGUGUGUGAAAACGUGGAUUGCGAUUUCUGACAAAAUAUUUCAGAGGCAGCUGGUGACGUUUUUGAUAAGUGAAGGUACAUGCUCAUGGCCACAGAAAUAAAUGGGACAUAUUGAGAUCUGCAGUUCCUGAUUGUACCAAGCUUAGUUUGAAAGAUUAGCAAUGUAUCUUGCAUCAAUCCUAAAAUUUCAACAUGCACAAAAAGCCAUUUAGCAGAAAUAAGUAAUCAAUCAACAAAUAAACUACAUUACGUGCACCUUGGACCGUAUUAAAAUGAUCAAAAGCGAAACAAGUUAAAUUAUGGCUUGAAAGUACAUUUUUAUUCAGCAGCUGCACUCUUUCAAUUGCUUGCUUAUUUUAAUGAAGCCAAUCAAUUCCCAAAACUAACAGAAUAUUUUAUUGACACAAACAUCGAGCAUUACGUACUGUGUUAGGCAAUGCACUGAUUACACUGGCGACAGAAACAUUCACCAGCUGCAGAACCGCUCCAUUAAAACUUAACCAUUGAGCUGAAACAAAAUCAUUACCUACAGACAUGAAUGUAAAAGAUCAUUAUAAAAACAAAAACUCUGAAGCAAUGGAACUGUAGGGCGAAUCUCACUUCACAGGACAGAAGCGAGCGCUGCGUGGAGGAUGAACCUCGGGACUUGAAAUAGGAGAUUUGUGACUCAGAAAAGAGGACAGGGUUUCCCCUUGGCUCGCAGAGAGAUGCCCUCGUGGAGGUGAGACCGAACCGAUCGGCGUCAAAGGCUGCAAAGUAAUCGUUACUUCCUCCAAGGGGAACCUAGAAUGGUCAGAGAACUGGAAAACGAAAGAGAGAAUAGAUUUUGCCGGGGGUCCCCUCUGGACGAGGACAGCGUGGCUGAGCCUCUAAGGUUGGGAAGUGAUCUUUACUUGCCCCGAGAGGGAGAUUGUUGCAAAAGUGGAGCAGCAUAGUGGAGGAGGAUGGGAGGAUGGAGGAAACUAAAAUGCAGAGAAUAAGGGUGUGACAGUAAUACAUGUAAUAUGGAAUUGCUCCAAAUUAAAAUCAUAAUGGGAAAACAUUUUACCCCAUUUGUCUAAAAUAAUGGAUUAUGAUGUUCCAUUUUCAGCUAGACUUGUAAUUCUUAGGGACACCUCACAACUUUCACUGACAAAACCAUUUAAAAAAUAAUCCUUUCCUCUCUUUUAGUUGCAAAGAAAGCUAUAUUAUUUUUAUGGAAAGACUCAAAGCCACCUGCUUUGCAACUAUGGAAAAACGUAUUGUUAGAUAAUAAACCUAGAAAAAAUCUCAGAUUCUUUAAAUAACAAACUUGAGAAUUAAAAACAAAAAAAUGGUAUAAGUAUUUUCUGUUUUUAUCGCAACACAUUUUAAAAGUUUUACAAACAUUUACAAAAUAGGGAUAAAAUCGGUAAAAAUGUGUUUUUAAUUGAAACAUCAGUAAAAAUCAUGAAACAAAAUUCUCAGUAUACACACUUUACAUGUGGAAUAUGAUGCAUAGCAGUUCUGGUUUCUGAUUAAGUUUUGCCAUGUAUGAUGAAGCACAAUCUGUGCAAGUCAGCUGGUACUUUACUUUUUUGGGCAAUCGCUGUGCUGACAGAGCUAGUGUCUGCAGAAGGUAUGAACGUGACAUCAGCACAAAGCAAGCCAGGUUUAUUCACCUUGAAAUCAUAAAAAGAAAAUUGACAGAACUGCACGUUCCAAGGCAUCGAGGGACACAUCAAUAAAUCAUACUGGACAUUUCCAUCAAUGAGUUUCAUAAGUUUCCCAACUAAAGCAUCAUCAUUUUCUGUGAAAUAAGCAAGAUUGUUGGCAUUAGGCAGUGCUUUAGCUGGUGUGAUGGACUAUACCAGUGGUAGCUAAUACACCAAACACUACAAUCCAUUUUGGUGGAUCUCAAUGGGCUCCACGAUCCACCAAUAAGCUAUAACCAACAAUUAUUAGCAAUAAUAAAACAAGAACAACAACAAAACUGUAACAAACACGCAAUCAAAGCAUUUUUCAUCUUGAAACCUGGUGUAGGCAGGGCUCUAUGCUAACUUUUUUAGGCACUGUAAGGUUGUGGUUUGGUUGUGGCAGACAUAACUUUGUAGCAACACAAUGUUGUUGGAAGGUGUUGUUUGAUUGUGUUAGACAUAACGUCGCAACAUCACAGAAACGUAAGAGACUUUAGUUGUACUUAUGUUUUUAAAUGAUGUACAAGAGGACAUUUUAUACAAGUUGUUAGCAUGUUAAUAUUUAACAUUAUAAAACAAAUGUCAUCAAACAUAGUAAUAAAUCCCCAUCUGUAGGCAUGUAAAAUAAUCAAUGUUUUCCAUUAUUAUAUGUAACUGAUUGUGUACCUCCAGUAUAUGUAUAAAUCCAUCCAAAAUUAUUUAACAACAUUUCAGUUUUUUUUAAGUGAAGCGUUUUGCAUGAAAUUAAAUGAAAUAAAAGUGAAAAUGUAAACGAGGCUCUGUUUUCAUUC